Octopus sinensis (East Asian common octopus) is the source of this 6976-nucleotide messenger RNA. RefSeq lists its product as uncharacterized. Bases 346 to 6831 code for a protein of 2161 amino acids. Gene Ontology annotation, cellular component: cytoplasm. Gene Ontology annotation, molecular function: protein binding. Lineage: Eukaryota; Metazoa; Mollusca; Cephalopoda; Octopoda; Octopodidae. Gene Ontology annotation, biological process: developmental pigmentation. The transcript has 28 exons. The record is from RefSeq and is a predicted model, not a curated record.
CUUUUCGUUUCGACUUGGUGCAUCCCACGAUUUCAAGAGAAUGCAUCAUGUGAGGACGGAUAGGUGUGUGCUCUUAAUUACACCCUGGGUACUUUACGCAAAGAAAACAAAACGGGUUGUCCACUAUUGACAAACUAACAUUUCGAAAGUAGAUUUUCCACAUACAGAUCAUAGGAAGUAGUGUACCUGCCCCACCCUACUCCAUACUUUCUACUACAGAGAACCUCGACCGCCGAGCUGCACUGUCUUUAUAUGCUCUCUGUAUGGAUACCCCGUUGAUGGAUACCUUUGAUAACGAAAAUUUAAGGUUCUUCAUUUUUACAUAUUGGAUGGCCUGCUAGGUAAAUGGAGACAGCAACUUCAGAAGCUUCUGGGAAAUCAGAAGGAAAACCAUGGACCAAUAUCUUAGUGGAAUCUUCUGCUUUGGAUCAGCUGAAGGUGCCACUUCAGGGAUCUUCUCGCCUAAAGUAUACCUGUAUCUCAGUAUCUCGAAGAUAUGUUGCUCUUGGCAGCAACACAGGUGGUGUCUAUGUAUUCGGCAGGCAGAAUUUCAACAACUUACGUGUAGUAUUUGCAGAUAUGAAAGCUGAUACCAUAAACCUGGUUUCUCUCAGUCCAUUCGAUAACAAUGUGGGUUUUGCCAACAGCAUGGGUCAAGUUUUUGUGAUGGAGACAAACAUUGAGAAACGAACAAAGCCUGAGAAACUUCGUAUGUCCAACAUCCAUGUAGGACGCAUAGUGACAGCAGUGGCAUGGAACACAACAGGAUCUCAGUUCUUCAUCGGUGACAACAUGGGCACAGUUUCUAUCAUAUAUGUUUCAAACUCUAAGGCUAAAGAUUUGUUUGGCCAACCCCUUGACGUGAUACUCAACUUAGACUCAGCCAUUGUUCAGAUGGAUUGGGCCCGUGAGAAGUUAUUAGUUUCUACUCUAACAAGAUGCUACUUAUGUCUAACAGACAAAGCCAAGUAUUUCCAGAUUGGGAAAAAGCUCAGAGAUGGAAAGUUUGGAACUUGUUUCUACCACAACACCAGUCUUUCAACGCCUUUAAUCUACUCUGCCCGACCAGGCUCUCGUAUGUGGGAGGUCGACUUCGAAGGACAGGUACUCAACACUCAUCAGUUUAAACAACUGUUGGCAAUCCCUCCAUUACCUAUAUUAGAUCUCAGGUGCAAAGAAUAUAAUCUACCAAAAGACGAGAAAUGGAAUGUUUUGUCUGUAAAUUUUGUUCAGAUAAAGCAAGUAAAGAAUAUGCUGUUAGCUUGGACCGACAGUGCUAUAUUUAUCUUCGAUCCUGUUAAUGUGCGGACAGUUCUUUGGUGUGCAGAUCUAAAAGAAAUUAAUGACAUUGCUGUGAUAGAAAAUGAAAUGUACAUUUUCUACCGGGGUUCAGAAAUCAAGAAAUUGUCGCUAAUGACAGUCACUAACUGUAUUUCAUGGUUACAAGGCAAGCAGCGGCACAAACUUUCUGAAGACCUAAGACUAGAAUUCAUGAUCUCAUUAUCCUCUUCCCCACAGUCUUUGAAUGAAACAGGUGUGUCAAAUUACCAGGAACUUGGUAAAAGCGUGGCAGGUUCAUUCUUGCAGAAUAAAAUCAUACCAAAAGACAUGGCUGUGACUACAAGAUUAUCUGCAUUGCCAUCAUACUUAAAUAGACCCAAAGAAAAGGUGGAUGAAAACAGUGAAUUUCCAAAAGAAAAGUCUGAGGCUAAGACCAACCUUGAUUCUUGUAUUUCCACUUCAGCACCAUUCCAAAAGGACUCUAACUGUUUGCAGUCUGACCGUCUUUCCUUAUUCUUAAAUCAAAAUGGUGUUCAGCCUUAUAUUGAGAAUCAUAAAUCACCAUCAGAAUUCUUUGAGAAUUCAAUGCAACAGAUCUUAAUUGAGAAUGAGGAAUGUGACAAAAACUCCAUCCUAACUUCUCCAGAAAACUGUGAAGAACCUUUGGAGAAUUUGUAUGACCAGGAGAUAUUACACACGCAUGAUUCUGGGUCUCUGUAUCGGAACUUGUUAUCAGAGGUAACCUCUUCCAGUGGCAGGUCCACUCCCAGGCCAGUUGCCAUUCCACGGCCACGCCCCCUCAAUCCAUCGUCCAUUAACAAUGUAUUGCUGUCCCCUUCAGUCUACGCAAUGCUUAAUUAUACAAACAUUACCAAGUAUGAAUCUCUAGAUCAGGUUGGCGAAACAGAAGAAGGAUCUCCUACUGUUGAUGCUAUUUUACCCAAAGGAGAUGAAAAUAAGAGUGUACGGAAGGUAUUCAAGAAAAAGAAACCUACCAUUGUACAGCUUGAUGCACCCAGCUCUAAAUCAAAAGCUGAUCGUUCAAAGAAAUGGAAAGUGUCCAAAUUGUUAAGUUCUGGUUCCACAGCUGAGGACAAAGCUGACAAAGGGGAAAAGUUGGAACGUCCAGUCAUAGUGGAGAGUUCCUCAAGAGAUUGUCUUUCUGAUUCCUCAGAAAUGACACAAUCAGCAGACAAUUCUGCAAUGGAGAGUUCAGUUGUUUCAAGUGACUCAAAAGUUUCUGGAAGCUCUUCCAAAGAAGAAACACCUCACUCAACCGUUCUUAGUCAGAUUAGCAAUCGGUCUGAAAGGCUGAAUUCCAAAGCAAAUACUGUUGCCUAUAAUGCAGUGCCAGACAGUUUGAGUACAGCAAAGACAUCUUCAGAUGAAGGAACGCCAUUGAAAUCGGUCUCCGACAGCAACAGCAACAGCAGUAGCAGUGGUGUCUUAAUGACCAACAGGCUCGAAAGAAUCGCUGCUACUGUCGGGGAAGUCAAGCAUGAAAUGAAGCAGUAUAAUAACAACUCUAUGUCGGAGCCUGGCAUUGCACCUUUAGAAAGUUCAACUGGAAUGUUUGAUGACACUGAACUUUCUUUGACCUCGGCCAAAAUGAAUUUAAUGUCCAUUAAAGAUAGUUUAUCAAGUAGAACAAAGUCUUUCAUCAAAAGUAUCUCCAGAUCUAGCAUCCUGUCCCGAGGAGACCAAUUAGUGAAUGUCCUAAAGAAAAAGUUACCUGAGAUUGGUGAUGGAAAGGAAAUUAUUGAUUUCCAAAUUGCUGAAGAAAUGAUUAACCCUGAAACUAAUGUCGACACUGGUGAAGAGGUGGCAUGGCAUAUGCCUGUCAUUGAGAGCAAAAGUUAUGCUGACACAACAAGUUUAGUUGCAGCCACAGAUGAGGCUCACGAAGAACUGGACUGUGUCGAGGUUUUAUUGCAUCCCGAUCAUGUUGAAGAUGUCAUUAAAAAAUGGGUCGAAUACUUACAUCUCACCCAGAAUGCUGUAUUGCACAAGUUGAUAGACUUAGAGAAGCAUUCUGAAAAAGACACUGUUUCUACUUCAUCCAGUGACAAUUUGUUGAAUGAAACUUCUUUGCAACAUAUGCCAGACCCUCAAAAACAUCCAACAGAUAAUGGUACCUGCAAGGCAAAGGUUUCUGCGAAAACCGACGAUAAGAAUUGUGAGGUGUGUUCAACUAAAAAUCAUAUCAAUGAAGCACAACAGCCUGUGGAGAAAAUGACGUCAUCUUCUCAGAAGGUUGUAUCAGAAAAUGAAGCUCAUAACGUGAUUGUUGAUAGUGGUGUAGAACUGUUUAACCCUGAGGCACAGGUGCACUCUUCUUUGGAACAAGAAAGUAUUGAAGACAAAACUGAAGGUCAGACGUUAGAUAUGGACCGGUCAAUCUACACGAGAGGGGUUACUUCUUCCUUCAUUUCCACUAGUGAUUCUAGUUUUGUUGACCCUGAAGAAACUGCAGGAACUGUAGGUGUAGGUUUCAGUCAAAAAAAUUCUCGUCACGAGCAUGGCUUUGUGGGAGAGUCUAUCAACAGCACAGGGGAGCCUGUUGAAAGUAGUAACUCCUGUGUCAAUGAAGAUCAUGAUGAUGAUUAUCAGGAGAAGGAGAAAAUAGAGGAAGAAGAGGAGGAAAAAAAAGAUAGUGAUAAAACAAGUACUUCUCUAAUAGCGGAUUCUGAUAGGAGUAGUAAUGAUAAACUGAACAAUAUUGUAAAGGAAGUGACAAAGAAAGAUGAUGAUGAAAAACUGAAUGAUUCUAAAGAAAUUGAGAGUUUAUCUUCAAAAAAUAUGGGAAAGGAACACAUUUCCCCUGUAAAAACAUUAAAUGAAAACUGUAAGAAUUUCCACAUUAAUGAAGGGUUUGAAAUGUCUGGGAGUCCAAAUUUCUUCUCUCCUGGUUCUGUUAAAAAGUCUGAUUUUGGUGAGCCAGAUUUUGUUGAGAAGGUUUCUAAUCCCACAUUAUCUGAAUUCUCAACGUUGAAAGAUGCUUUCGGUUCUGAUCAUAACAUCAUCAGCAGUGAGUCUGUCUUGGAUCAGACCGAUUCCAAUAUAUGUGAGACAGACAGGAGCCAAGAUACUGCAGAAAUAGGAUAUAAUUCUCUCUUUUCCAGUGGAGAAUCAAAGGAAGAUGAUAGAAUACAGUUUGCUGAAGAUCAAGGAAGUGAAACAGGAAGCAAAUCAGCAAUGGAUUCUUCCCACACGGGAUCUGACAAUGGCAGUCAUGAUAAGAAAGAGGAAUGUCUGUUUGAACCCAACACACAUGCUUCAGUUUUUGAAACGGUUAAUAAUGUUGAAGACAACCAUAGUGAUAUCAUGAAUAAAAACAAUAAUGUACUUGGAAAAAUGGAUGGAGAAUCCAAGGACAACCAAAAUGAAUUUGACAAAAAUUCUUGUGAAAGCAAAGAAAAUGAUCCUCACCAGAAAUGUAGUUGUAGUCCAAAAGAACAAGAUGAUGAUGAAGAAGAACAACAACAUGAUGAACUCUGUGAUCCCAAACUAUUUAUGAAAUGUUUUGUUUCUGACCCAUUCGGUCUUUCUUUAGAACAACACAAACUUGCUUCCAUGUUAGCUGUUGCAUGUUUCCAGACUAAAUGCACUGGAGAUAUCUGUUCCAAAGUCUUUCAAAGUUCUUGCUUUUUCCGGUGUGUUAACACCGCCACAAGUCCUUGUGCUUCUCAAAAGUUAGAGCUAUCCGAUGCCAAUUCCUCCUCAAAAUCUAUUGAUACUUCUUUGCUCAGUGAAAGCGAAACUCAGUCAUUCAGUUCAUCAUCCAGUUAUGUUAAUAGCUACAGUAAACCAAAACAUAUCUUGUUCACAUAUCAAACAUCACAGUUUGCUUCCGGAAGUUGCUCACCAAAAGACUGCCAUGGCAGAUUCUGUCAUCUUUUCAGCAGAUUUGUAGAGACACAGCUUCUGGAAGGUACCAGAAGCAAAUUAUCACCUCACCCCCCAGACCAUGUGCUUUCAGUGGAAGAACAUUAUGACUGGCAAAUGUCAUUAUUUAUUCGGUGCUAUUUUCAUUUACUGUCUCUAGAUGUUGUCCGACGCCAUGUUUACAGUUACCAUGGUUACUGCUUCAGGAGUUGGUUAGCUCUUGUUCAUUGUCUUCAAGAGAUUGGUAAAGAUGAUAUAAUUGGAAAGUGUCUACAAAAGAAAAAAUUGCAACAAGCUGUAGACUUGUUACAUUCAGAAGAUAUACAUUUUUCAGCAAUGGUAUGCAUUGUUGGACAUCUUUCAAGGUUGUUUAGUUUCCGUCCAGCAGAAAUCGUAGAGUUUUCCGUACAGAAUUCAGAGCAUGUACAACCACUUGAUGUUCUCUACCUCAGUUACUUACAUAACUUUCCCCUCCAUCAUUUCCAUUCCUACAUGAUGGCAAGAAUCAACGUAAGCUUCGAUAAGAAACUGAUGUUGGCCAAACUCAGUGAAAAUAAUGAAACAAAGUUCACUUGGCUCGAAUAUUUGUUAUCCAAAGUAGAUGACAAACUAUUCACUAAAGCUAUCCCUUUACUUCCAAGUGCUGGAAUGCAUCUGUUGAAAUGGAAGUACAGAGAUAUCAUUGUUUUUUUGUGCAAUAACUGCCGUGACGAAUCCGUGGCGGACGAACAUUGGAAGAAAGUGCUGCAUCUAUGUUUAAUAAACAAGUUCUGGUUGGGCUGCCUAAUGUGUCUGAAGAAGUUAAAACUCUGGCAUAGUCUGAUCACAAUUAUGGUAGCUCUUGGUGAUCUCUCUCUCUUUGAUGCUGAUAAUACAUAUGGUUAUGUUCCUGAGAGUGAAGAGGAAUGGCUCUAUCUGCUUGAUCAAAAAAAAAUGCAGUCAGCAGAGGAUGAUACAAAUGCCUUCCAAUCUUCUCUAAUUGGUGCAGUAAUGAAAUGUUACAAAGACUGUGGUGUUUUUUCAUUAGAAGAGUACAAGUCUCUUGAAGAAAGCCUUCAUAGUACUGAACAAGACUCUGAGAACUUGAGUGAAACACACAAAGAACUAACAUCACAGAUAUUUGUUCCUUCUCCUUUGACUUUGGAUUCUGUGUAUCGGUUAUUUAUCCAACGUAUGGGACCACAAAGAGGGAUACAUCUCCUGUUGGAGCACAAUUGUCUUAAGCCAAGUGAUUAUCCAUUGUCCUUUUACCAAAGCUGUCUCUUUGGCUCAUUGAUACAGCGACAACAGAGAUUUAUAAUUCACAACAUGUUGGAGAAAAUUGAUGAAUAUUUUUGGUCAAAGAAACCAGCUUCUAUGGCUCCAGCAAUUUAUUUUGCUGUAGAAGAAGAGAAGAACACAAACUACUUGGAACCAUCUGUCUCUACGCAAGAACUGCUAAAACAGUUGCAGCCAUUGAAUGGGCAAAGAUUUGCUGAAGAAAAGGAGUACCACUGGGGUAGUUCUAUAGAUAUCUUUACUGCUUGUCCCUGCUGUCAUGUCACCCUCUCAGCUGUUAUUUCACACAUGGAAUCUGGCAUUGUGAUAUUUGAAUGUGGUCAUGCCUACCACCGUUUCUGUGUAGGACCAAAGAAGAUGUGUGUACUUUGUCCAUCUAUCAUGUGAAUACCAAUGAAUACAGUUCAAAGAAGUAGAGAUGAAAGCGACACUUGCAAAGAACAAAAAAAAAGCACCAAAAAAAACCCUCCUUCCAAAUGGAAUUGUUUAAGCAUGACUAAUUUGGAGGAAAUAUGAAGGGUGAUAACUAAGG